CCGCCGAAGGUUGCCGAGCGGGGGGUCGCGCGGCUCCGGCGGCCCGGCCGGCGUUUCCGGAGAUUGACGAGGGGCUUCGGCCCCUCCCCGGCCGCCGCCGAGCCCGUGACCGAGGCGCUCCGGAGGGUCGGAGCCCGCCGCGCCCGCUGCUCCGGUCGCGGCGCGGGGCUCGCCCUCCUCGCUCUUCUCCUCCUCCUCCUCCUCCUCCUCCAGCAGCGCCGGGCGUCGCGGUGACAGAGCGGGGCGAUCGCGGCGGGGGGCGGCCGGGGCUCCGGCGGCGCGGAUGGCGGAGGGCGGCCAGCCCCCGCAGCAGCAGCAGCAGCAGCAGCCACAGCCGCAGCUCCUGGCCGGCGGCGGUGGCGGCGGGGGGGCCGCCCGCGGCGUGAAGCGGGAGCCGGAGCUGGAGCAGCCCAUGCCCGGUGGGGACGGCGCUGAGGGCGGCCACAGCAAGCGGCUGCGGACGGAGGCGGAGGCCGACGGCGGCGGCAUGCAGAACGAGCCUCUGACUUCAGGUUAUCAUGGAUACCCAGCGAGAGACAAUCAAGGUAACCAGGAGCCAGCAGCAACUCCUGAUGCAAUGGUGCAGCCAUUCACCACAAUCCCAUUUCCGCCACCCCCACAGAACGGGAUUCCCGCAGAGUACGGGGUGCCACACACUCAGGACUAUGCAGGCCAGACCAGCGAGCACAAUCUGACACUCUACGGAAGCACGCAGCCGCACGGAGAGCAGAGCACGAACACGGCCAGCACGCAGAACGGAUCUCUUGCACAGACAGAAGGAGGGGCACAGACAGAUGGACAGCAAUCACAGACACAGAGCAGUGAGAAUACCGAGAGCAAAUCCACUCCAAAACGACUUCAUGUGUCUAACAUUCCCUUCCGCUUUCGAGAUCCUGACCUUCGGCAGAUGUUUGGGCAAUUCGGCAAAAUCCUUGAUGUAGAGAUAAUCUUUAAUGAGCGUGGCUCGAAGGGAUUCGGGUUCGUAACUUUCGAGAAUAGUGCUGAUGCAGACAGGGCCAGGGAGAAAUUACACGGCACCGUGGUAGAGGGCCGUAAAAUCGAGGUUAACAACGCCACUGCGCGAGUGAUGACCAAUAAGAAGAUGGUCACACCUUACGCAAAUGGUUGGAAGUUGAGUCCUGUGGUUGGAGCGGUGUACGGCCCUGAGUUAUAUGCAGCAUCCAGCUUUCAAGCAGAUGUCUCGCUGGGCAAUGACGCCGCAGUGCCCCUGUCAGGAAGGGGGGGUAUUAACACUUACAUUCCUUUAAUCAUUCCAGGCUUCCCCUAUCCAACUGCAGCCACCACAGCAGCCGCGUUUCGGGGAGCCCAUCUGAGGGGCCGAGGAAGGACAGUGUAUGGGGCAGUCCGCGUACCUCCCACAGCCAUCCCUGCCUACCCAGGUGUGGUUUACCAGGACGGAUUUUACGGUGCUGACCUCUAUGGUGGAUACGCAGCCUACAGAUACGCACAGCCUGCUACUGCAACAGCAGCCACGGCUGCUGCGGCCGCUGCAGCAGCUUACAGCGAUGGUUAUGGCAGGGUGUACACAGCAGAUCCUUACCACGCCCUUGCCCCUGCCGCUAGCUAUGGAGUUGGCGCUGUGGCGAGUUUAUACCGAGGUGGCUACAGCCGAUUUGCCCCCUACUGAAGUGACGUGAGCCCCCUGCAAGUGGGACAGCCCCCCCAGUUCAUGAGGCCUGGCUAUUGCAAUAUUUACUAGUAGAGGAACUCUAUAGCAAGACAAGGAGGAAAACAAAAACAAAAAAAAAAAAAAAAGAGAAAAUACUUUUUUAUACCUCACUAUGUUCUUUGAAUAUGUAUUUUUUUUUUCUUUAAAUUUCUGCCUUUAAUUCUUUUGUUCCAAAGAUUGUGCAUUUUUUUUUUUUUGUUUUCGUUUUUGGGGUUUUUUUAACUGUGGUAAAAAUAAUGCAUUUCCGUGUCUGUAUGUUGGUGCAUAGCUUAUCCUACCAAUCACGGAAAAGGCAAUUAGCGAUAAGGAAAGCUGUUAGAUACUGAUAUCAUGCAAUUGAUCAGGAACACGCAGCCAGAGUUACUUCCCUGGGUCUGGUGCUUGGUGCCUGUGGGACAGGAGGACGUGAGGGAGAAGUCUCCACCUGCCGUGUUUCUGGUCUGCAGAAGGAAGCACUCUUUGGCUGCGGUUGGGACCUAAAUGCUGGUGGGAAAUAGUCAUUUACAUUUGGAAACGGGAGAAACGCAGAGACUUUCCUUGUUUUUAUCACCAUCCGAUGCGCACAGGUUUGGGACAGUUUCAGCAGUGUCAGGAUUUUAGACUUGGCAAGAGAAGAUUUCUUCAACCCGCCCAAAGACUUUGGCUGUUACCUGCUGUACAGGGGACAAGACUUUGAAAGGAGUUUUUGACGAGGAUGGUCUUUCCAUCCCCCCUCACACAACUUACUUUAGCUGAUUGUUGUCCAUUGCUGGUGGCUGUAAUUAUCUUAGUUUUCCUUCCUCCUUUUCAAGACCUUUCUUGCUUGCUGUCCCUUUCCUCCCCUUCUUUCCUCGAGGAGCGCAGAUGCAAUGCAGCAUCACACAGAAUACCUCUGUUGCGGACAGCUGCAGCCAGCAAGCGGUUAAACGUGCGGAGGUGAAGCUCACGCAGCCUUGCGAGGAAGAACACUAGCAGAAGAUCCCUGCAUCUGUGCCGUGCUCGGGCGCCCCGAGGUCCAGCGUGCAAGGUCUCUCCUCCUGCUCAUCCUGAGCUGCUUAGGCACUUCUGCAAGUAAUCUGUUUCAAAUAACAUGAGUGAGGAAAAACAAGUCAUGUAUAAGCUGCUUGAGGCGAGGGGCAGGCAUGUGGGUUUGUGUGGGGGAAGAGGGUCUUUCGUAUCUCUAAACAUGAUCCUGAAGUAGUUUUGUUUCUGUCAGGAGGUGAAGGGGAGGCAGAAGCAGCUAGCGCGAGCUCUGAAUUCAUAGGAACUUCCCACCACCAGCGAUUUCAGGCCCUUACAUAGUUGCGUUGGAGCCCCUGGGUUUGUUUGGCCCAGCCUCUCAUAGCAAGCUGCGCACUCGGUCUGCUGAGUCCAUAUAGACACUACAUAUUAGAAGAUUUGGAGGCAGCGAGCCUAUUUAGGAGAGGGCUCCGUGCCUCCCAAGACCAGCUCCCUUCUGCUCGCACGCACAGUGACUUCGCUGUGUUUCAAAGCCAGCACGUUUCGAUGCUGUGCUGCGAUGGGGGUUGCUGCUCUCCAGACCUCCCCACCCGGCUCCCAGUGCCCCCCUGGUGAUCAGGGGCAGGGUCUCGAACCAUGUGGCAGAGAAAUGUGGGAGCGCUGUUUUAUUAGGCCGCCUCGCCUCCCUCAACUGGUACUGGGGGAGCCCGCUGCCCCCCAGGAGGGCUCCUUGGGGCGGGGGUUUGUCGGUGGAGCCUCUCCGCCUCCUGUCCUACACCUGCUUCUCCAUCCGCUGCUGGUACCAGAAUAGGAAACCUCCUGCAUUUAACACUAAGCAACAUCAACAGGGAGAGAUCCCCGGGGGGGGGGGGGUGUCCUGGCCCAGCCACGCACAACCAUGCGUCUUUUUUAAUUUUUGCUCUUCCCCAGGGAUAAGCGUAGCCUCUCUGUGGGUGUAGAGGCGGCACCUCAAGUGGGAAGAAUGGGGAAGCCAUUAGUUAAGCUAGAGACCCUGAAGCUAUCGAUUCUCUGAAGGAAUAGCUAGAUAAAGGGGACACCAAACUGCCAGCCUGUUGGCCACCUUCUGUUUUUUUUUUUUUUCUGGUUUUAUUGUUGGUUUUUAACUUUUUUUUUUUUUUUUUUCACCAAGCCAAAGUUUGGUUUGUUGCUGUUAUGACAAUUUUUUUUGUUGUUUGUAUAUAAAUAUUUUAGUUAGCUUGAAAAUGGGGAGGGGGCACAGGGUGUUGGGGCUUUCACAAAAUCUAGGAAAUGAGGGGACUCGGGAUAUUUGGGGCUUUUACUGCCUGAGUUGGGGUAGGGGAAGGGAGGGCUUGCGGCGUAGAAAUAGUCGUCAUAUUCAAGGGGAGCCGUUUCCACCGCAGGGCAGCCAGGCGGCUUCUGGAGCCGAGAUGCAGCAAAAAACCUCUGCGGGACUCGGCUCUGCCCCCGGGGGGGCCGAGGAGCCGAGUGAGGCCGUCCCUUCCCCGGGCCGCGGGCAGCUCCUCACGCAGCGGGUCUGCCGGCUGCCAGCGAGAGGAGCGCAGCGGGCAGAGCCCGGCAGCGGCGGCUGCUCGCCCCUCUGCCCCUUUCCGACAGUUCAGUUCAGCUGGGCCUGACCCCAGCUCCUGAAAAGCUGGGUUGGCCCCCCCCGAGAGCCCUCCCCGGCCCUGGCAGUGCCGCCUGCAAUCUUUCCCCCCCCUGCCCUAACACUUUGGCCGCUCUGGCAGUCAGGAGAGGCCAGCCCCCCCCCCCCCCCCCCCCCCCCCCCCCC
This is a messenger RNA of Tyto alba (common barn owl), 4400 nucleotides long. It is a transcript of the gene RBFOX2, whose product is annotated as RNA binding fox-1 homolog 2. Gene Ontology annotation, biological process: regulation of alternative mRNA splicing, via spliceosome; nervous system development. NCBI's taxonomy places the organism in Eukaryota, Metazoa, Chordata, Aves, Strigiformes, Tytonidae. The record is from RefSeq and is a predicted model, not a curated record. Gene Ontology annotation, molecular function: mRNA binding. Gene Ontology annotation, cellular component: nucleus; cytoplasm.